Messenger RNA from Cephus cinctus (wheat stem sawfly), 2940 nucleotides. It is a transcript of the gene myd, whose product is annotated as 45 kDa calcium-binding protein. Bases 595 to 1689 code for a protein of 364 amino acids. The transcript has 6 exons. Gene Ontology annotation, biological process: calcium-ion regulated exocytosis. NCBI's taxonomy places the organism in Eukaryota, Metazoa, Arthropoda, Insecta, Hymenoptera, Cephidae. The record is from RefSeq and is a predicted model, not a curated record. Gene Ontology annotation, molecular function: calcium ion binding. Gene Ontology annotation, cellular component: endoplasmic reticulum.
AUAAUUUGAAAUGCUGAAGACACUGUAUUUUAAAAACACCGUAAAUGCUUCAUAUAUCUAUAUCAUACGUUACAAUAUAUGUAUGUAUAGAUGAGCAAUUUCACGUUUAUGGCUAUGCUAUGUUCACUUAGAUCUAUAGCAGUCUCGCCAUAACUCCUAGGCCAAUAUGAGGCAGGAAAGAGAGUAAGGUAGGGAGAGUAGCAACCAGUGAAAGUGGAUCAAUACACCGUAAGCGUUAGGUAUCCGUCGGCGUGUAUAGUUUAGUAGUGGCAACGAGACCUGAGAACAAAUCUUCUACUGAAAACUUUAAAGUGUUACUGGGAAAAUUCAGUGGUGUUUCAAUUAUUGAAAAAAUAAUUUCUGCUACAUUAAACGCCCUUCUGAUCAUGCGCGAUGUGAAUAUAUGUACAUAUUAGAAAAAGAAUUGAGUGAUGGUCGUGAGAGUUCGCUGAAUGACGAAAGCAAGAGGAACCUUUAAAUAACGAUUAAUCGGAAGUGGUUUGGAUUUGCUGUGACGCGACUCCAUAGACCAAAAAGUCACUUGUUUACUUGACUGAUACAACGUAUUACGUUAUUUUCUAAUAACGGGAAAAAAUGGUCUGGAAGCUGAGCCUGUCUUACCUGCGAUUACUGCGUUGGACAAUUUUCAUACCCUUAAUCAUAUACUUUUCACUUUUCUUUGUGAAGUAUAAUAAAAGUUUACCACUGAAAAGCUCAGUACCAGAAGAGAUUCGAGGUAAUCCAGCAAUAAUUAAGAGUCUCUCGAUUGAAGUGGAGACCCCAGGGGUAGAGAGGACAGUUGAAAAGGAUUAUGAUAAAUACGAAAAGGCCGGAAUGGAUCACAGAGACGAUAAUAGCAUACGAGAAGUGGAGCAGGUCGAGAAUCAAGAGAAUCCACAAAAGCUUCUAGAAGAUACAUUCCAGAGAGCUGACACAGACAGGAAUCAAUUGCUGGACAUUCAGGAAUUAGCUAAAUGGAUACACGCGAAGAUUACAGAGCAUAUUAAUCGCGCGAUGAGAGAGAACAUAGGCCUGUUCACUGCUAUAGACAAUAAUCCUAGAAACGGUGAAGUUUCCUGGGAAGAGUAUCACGCCCACUUCCUGAGAUCUCAUGGGUUUUCGGAUAGUUAUAUUAAUUCUCACGACAAAAGACACGGGGAAAUGUCCAGGUCCUUGAAAGAAACUAUUAUGAGAGACAGAGCACGGUGGGCCGAGGCCGCCACUAACGAUCCUGAAAGACUGGCAUUGGAUGAAUUCUUGGCAUUUACGCAUCCGGAAAGCAGUCAUAGGGCGCUUUUGCAAAUGGUGGAGGAUCUCUUGGAGAAGUUUGAUCAGGACAGUGACGAGCAAUUGACGGAAAAUGAAUUUUCAAGUUUACCAUCGGAUGGUGUAGGUCUGGAUCUACGUGAAGAUCAGAACGAGCCAGUACCGGGAAGUGAAGAUCGUCGUAAGGAAUUUCGUCAUCUUAUUGAUAAAAAUAAAGAUGGCAAAGCUGACCGCACAGAACUUUUGAUGUAUAUUGAUCCAAGAAAUCCAAGACAUGCCAUUCAGGAUGCCCAACAUUUGAUUGUACUGUCGGAUGCGAAUCAAGAUGGGAAGCUUAGUUUACCAGAGAUAUUGAGUAAGAUGGAUUUAUUUUUGGGUAGCAAAAUGGUAGAUACCGAAAGGAGUUUUCAUGACGAAUUUUAAUGAAUUGGAGAAUUAUCAGGAUUUUUUAUCUGACUUUAUUUCCUUUCUCUUGAAAAAUUGUGCUCAUAAGUAUAUUGGAGUGAUAGGUAAUUAAUAUAAAGAUUACAAGGACUCGCUUGGGUAGGUUUUAGUCUGGGACCAGGUGUCGUAUGAUAUAUGAGAUUUUGAAAGACUAUGUUCAAUGGAUCCACGGUGCUGUGAUAAGGAUAUUACAAUCGUGGCAUAUCCCUUUAAUUAUUUACAGUAAAUAGGAACUGAUUGUAUUAAUGGUAGAAAAAAAUCAAUAUUAGAACAGGGUAUACUACUUAGUUAAGGGUUUUAUAGUGACUUGUAUGUACAUGAUGGUUAAGAAUCUUUAUACGUUAAAUUCAAAUGAUUCAAAGUGUAGGGUUAGAAAUUUGGGUAAACUUAAAAUAAGGUAUUCAAUGUACAUGGAUCUUAAUCAAUACUUCAUACUCACCCAUUGUAAUUGUCUUUCAUCUUCAUGCGGCAUGAUGUAAUUAGGUAUUUAGCUAACAUUUCUUAGGUGUACGAUAACGUAAAUAGAACUGUAUCGGACAUGCAUGAUGUGAGUACUUAAAAAGCAAUAUAGUUUGUAAACUGAUGUCACAAUGCUGGUACUAAUUAUUACGUUUAUGAUAACGGUAUGAUUGACAAUGAGAGAAAAUGAGUAAAGAAGAAAAUAUUUAAUAUUGAUAGUACGAAAGGAUUAUUAUAGAUAAUUAAAUUUCUUCGCAGAGAAUACUCGGCAGGUGAUCGGCUUACUCAUUGAUCAAAAGAUGUUUUUUUUUAAAUCAAGUCAUCGAUAUGUAAAUCGCAUUGUCUGAUUAAUCACCUAUAUUAUUAGACAUGUUUUUCCUAAAUUUCUCUAGGAACAAUCUGUGAUAGUAUUUACCAUGUAUAAUUUAUAUUUAUGUGAACGAAUCGUGAGAUAAGGUAAAGCAGAAUUUUCGUUACACUUGUUCUUGACUCUACUCGUUAAUAUUUAUGGAUAUCGAUUACAAAUUGUGAAUAAUAUGUAUAAACUUUGAAUGCCAUGAUUCUGUAGAAAAAAAAACAGCAGCGUAAAACUUUUUCGUUUAAGUAUACAAUGGAACUGAGUAUAUAUAUAUAAAGCAUAUAUAUGUAUAAUAUCCGUCCUUCCGUGGAAAAUUCAUCUUGAUACUAUAUUCUAACGUCAAGAGGUAUAAUAUAAAACUCACAAUCAGGUACUGAAAAUUUUGAAUAAAGAAAAAUACACGCUUCGUCAAA